Clarias gariepinus (North African catfish) is the source of this 6838-nucleotide messenger RNA. RefSeq names its product myelin protein zero-like protein 1. The record is from RefSeq and is a predicted model, not a curated record. Gene Ontology annotation, cellular component: focal adhesion; cell surface; membrane. Lineage: Eukaryota; Metazoa; Chordata; Actinopteri; Siluriformes; Clariidae. The transcript is spliced from 6 exons. Bases 111 to 902 code for a protein of 263 amino acids.
UACCAGAGGGCGGAUGGAGUUGUGGAAAGUACUUCCGGUAUACUGGAUGGUGUAAACACGGGGAACAGGAACGUUAGCUGUGGAGCUCUGCGGAUUCGGUGCUCUAAAGGAUGGAGCUAAGGCUCUCAAGUAGUUAUUGUAGUUGUGUCUUGUGGCUUUGUAGCUUUGCGUUAUGCGCCAUCAUAGGUACGCAUCCAGUUGCUUCUAUAGAAGUGUACACACAAGGGGAGAUGUUUGUAGAAAAUGGAACUACUGGAGUACUUGAGUGUAAUUUCAAAUCAAAUCAAGUGAUCAGUAGUCAAGCAUCAGUCUCCUGGUCUUUCGUCCCAGAGGGCUCUUCAGAGUCUACUGGUGAAACUGUCUUCUAUUAUGCUGGUGGUAAGGGAUUUCCUGGCACCAACCAGUUUAAGGACCGAGUUGAGUGGGCAGGGGACCUGAACAAAAAAGAUGGCUCAAUUCGCAUCAGUAAUAUGCAGUUUGCUGACAAUGGCACCUACGUCUGUGAUGUGAAGAACCCUCCUGAUGUUGCAGGCAAAGCUUCAGUGACCAAACUCAGAGCUGUGAUGAAAGAGUCUCUCCCAAAGACGAGCCCAGCAGUGAUUGUGGGUGCUGUCAUCGGUGCGAUCAUUGGUGUUAUCAUCAUUGCUGUAGUCGCAUAUCUGUUAAUAAGAGUAAUGCGGUCUACACGUGACUACGAAGGCUGCACCUCCACAGAGAGUGUGAGCAUCCAGGCGGCUCGGCCGGGGAAGAAAUCUGAGUCCAGCACAGAGGGCUCACGCUGUAGCAGCCCCUCUGCUCCUGUUCAGGGCCCGGUGAUAUACGCUCAGCUUGAUCACUCUGGCAGUAAGAACUCCUUCCACAAGAUGGAGCCUGUGGUCUACGCUGACAUUCGUAAGAACUAGACAAUGAGCAAGAGAACAGGGAGUAGUACUCACUCUUCCAGCAACACUUCUCUCUUCUAAUUUUUUUUCCUUAAAUAAACAAAUGACACCAUGACAUGUUAAUCAUGUUCCUUAUACUGGGAGGCUUCAAGGCAACAUAACAUAGUGUUCUUGUGUUCAUAAUUAUUACCACUUUAAAUGCAGAUUAAUGAUAAUGUUCCCCCCUAUUGAAUUUGUGCAUGUUGCUUACUCUGAUGCGUCCCCCUGAGCUCAGAUCUCUCAUAAGUGAGAUGUGGAAAAUUUGGAAAGAUACUUGUUUUACUGUCAUUGUGAUUUUUCACCAACUGAAGAACUGCCACCUAGAGUCAUUGUGUUAUUAUAUAUGUUGUGAGGUUCUGACGAUUAGGUUAACAAAACACUUCUUUGUCUUAAUGAUUUGCAAAGGCAGCAACUGUUCCCACAGGAGAGUGUCAUGACCAAAUGAGUUCAUGAUUUUGCAGACCAAAUAACCACUAUUUGUACAGCUAUAUGUGCCCAGUGUUUUUUUUUGUUUUUGUUUGUUUGUUUGUUUGUUUUUAAACAUUUUUCAUUGAUUUUAAGUAAUGCUAACUGCAAACAUUCAAAGACACAGUUUAAGCUCAUUCCUAACCUUUAAAUGGAGUUCGGUAAAAUAAUUAUUUUUUAUCAUUGUUCUUCGAUUUGAUAUAAGAACAAGUCUUAAACAGAAAUGGCCAUGGUAAAGUGUUAUUUUUUAAAAAUCAUCUUUAUAUACAAAAAGAUUCAAAUUCUGUUUUUUAUUUAUGAUUCUGACAAAUUCAGGUUGCAAAUCAUCAUUGCCAUCCCUUUUUUUUUUUUUUUUUUUUUUAAGGGAAGUUUUUCUAAUAGCUAAACCGUAGUUACAGCUGUGUAGCAGUAGUGCAGUUGGUUAUGGUAGUUAAGUCUGCUUAGCUGUAACCUUUUUCUGUAAAUAAUUAUCUCUGGUACAUUAGUGGUUACAGAUAGUGUCAUGUCAUUACGUUCCAUUAGAUAUAUUCCAUUAUUCCAUGUUGAUCCACUCAUUUUGCUACGUUGCUGCCUCUGUUUUUUUUUUGACAUGCCAAAACCGUAUUUUUUGGAGUAAUUUUUUGGAACAUUCCUCUGUUUUGUUUUAGUUUUUUGUUUUUUUGGUUGUUUUUUGUUUUUCUUUUUUUAAGUCUUAAUUGUUUUUCUUUUUGCACAUUAUGGUGUGACAUUGUACGUUUUUUUGUUUGUUUUGUUUUUGUGGUUUGUUUAAGAAGAAAAUACAAAUGCUACAGAAUGUUUCAAAAGUCUCCAUACGAAAUCAACACUAUUUAGUAAAAUUAACUUUAAUCACAAAACAUUCCUACUAAUAAAGAAACUCAUAUUAACACAACUGGUGUUGUGCAUAUAGUGUAACGCUUCCUAGUACAUCAUGGUCUUCACAUAAGCAUGAAAUAUUUUCAAACAUUUUUGCUCUAAAGUGUUAAUUCCCCCAAUGUAUGGAGACCUUGUGAAGACCCUGUAUUUUUAAGAACACUAAAGUUGUCAUAACCAAAAUCAUGACAUUCCUGACGUUAAUAUGAUGCUGGAGUCUUGUAUUUUAAAGCAGCAUGUUGUAGAUUAUUGUUUUUAUUUGAGGAAAAAAGGUCAUUUGUUGCCUAGUAAAACUUAGACAGUUAUAAGAAUCAAUUAGAAAUAUGCUCUCGGGUGUAGUUUACAUAAACAUUGUGCCGUUAAUGUGACUGAAUUCCGAGGCAUUCUGUGUUGUGUUGGAAGGUAUGCAUUGUGCUCUGCAGCAUGUUUUGACUUAUAGCACUAUUGUCCUUAAGUUUUCUGUUAAGAAAAGUGUGUCAAUGCAGAUUAGCGAUGUUAAUGAUGUGUUAAUAAUGUGACCAUUCAUUGAGAACUGGAAAGUUGUGAUUUUAUAGUGCCUUUUACACAUUUCAUGUACUAACUCCGUCCCAUUCUGCGUGUCCUGUCCAUUCUUGUUUUGUAUAUGAAACCCACACUAUCUGAUUUCUUUUUAUACAUAUAAAAUAUAUAUGAAAAGUCAGAUCAACCUGAUUUGGUAUUCUGCAUUUUUACUGCUAUGUGAAUGAGCUUUUAUGCCUAAUUUUUACAUAAAGUUGGUGUUUUAUUAUGUACAUCACUAAUCAUUCAGAGCCGAUAUGAAAGUUAGAUGCUCUUUAAAAAUAACUGAAAAGAACAUUUUCAAAUGUUUUUUCUGACAUUAACUGGUAGGCUUUCAGUGGCAUAAAAUGUAUUUAAAAUUGCAUAGUUUAAAAAAGGGGAAAUGUAAUUUCCUUUAAAACCCUCCUCAUAAUAAAUGACGUACUGUGGAUUUAUUUUAGGGAUUGUGAAGAUUAACACGAGAAAUGCAAUUUCAUUAGAUAAGGCCAUGUUUUUGUGUGUGUGUGUUUUCUUUCCUGAUUGUUAAUUUGCAGACCAUAUCGGGAAGUUUAUCUAAACUGGGAUCCAGAUUUGUGCCUGCAACUAUAUAAUUAGCAGAAAGGAAAUAAUGGCAAAGGGGCAGAUUUUCCAACUUUACCAGAAACGUUACUAGUAUGUUUGGUUCUCAUAGCCCUGUUAUUAAUAUUAUACAGGUAUGAUGGCAUAUUCAUAAUACCAGGUAAAGUGAGUACCAAGAAAGCCUUCAUUUAUACAACAAAAAAAAAAAAAAAACGCUUUCCAUUAAUACAGAUUUAAUGAAUUUAGUUAUUUGGUUGAAUUUAGGGGUUCAAAAUAAUAAUUAUUUAAUAUUGGAUUGUUGGUAGAUUUUGUUUCAUAACAGUACACAGGAGAGUAUAUGGUAACAAAAAGAAAAAAAAAGUUAUUUAAUUUUUUAAUUAAAACAAAGAUGAUGCCUAAUGAUGAAACUGAACAGACACCCAAAGUUUUAUGAUUAAAAUGUGUGCACCAAAUUUGUAACAUUUUUAAUCGGGUGUGAUUUAGCUAUCGAUACAUUUAUUAAUCUUUUGUGUUGAUGAUUUAGCGGCUUUAAGAGUAACAAUUUGUUUAUAAGCAUAUGAGUGUGGUGUUCUCGACAGAUCUUUGAACAGCAUUCCAUCCUCGGACUGAUCAACAAUCUGGACUUUUGAAAAUCAGAUUUUUUUUUUUUAGAAAGAUUUUCCCUUCUAACCUUGAGUGCAGAUGGGUGUAUUCCAAUCUAAAAAAUAUGGGAACAAAUGGUAGUUUUCAUAAUGGGCACAAAUGUUGGUGCAUACAUUUUAUCACAAAUCUAUGGGUGUCAGUUUACUUCUUGCAUGUUUACAGUAUGUACACAGGAUUGCCUUUCCACUGAAAAAUCCAGAAAGACUGGACGAGCUAGUCCUUGUUCCUUCUGUGGAACUGGAAGAAUAAAAAACAUUAUCCAAUGGUAAAUAGCCUGUAUCAGGCUGCACACUUCAAAGCCUCUGUAGAUAAGGAUAGAUGAUGUUGAAGGGAAAUUCUUUGGAACAUGGAUCCUUUUUUUUUUCUAGGUUUUUACAAGGAAUUAAAUUGCUUUAAAAGUUUAAUAUUUAUUGCUUUAAAUAAAAAUAAAAAACACAAAUCUGUACUGCACAAGCAUCACAUAGCAUAUCAUAAACUCUAAAAAGAAUGAAGACAUUAAGAUGCUACUAAAUGCAGUAUUAACAUUUUAAAGACUUAGACGAUUGUUUGUAUAAACAGGAUAUCAGAUGUAUUUCUAUUUGAAAAGAACCUUACUGAUCAAAAGACAUUCUCAGAUACAGGUUAUGUUUUUUUAAUUCAUAUUUUUCACAUUACAUCAAUACUGAAGACAUCACUGGAGCGUUAUAAUGAUGUAAUUCUUUAAGCCAUUCAUUUUUCAGUGACCAAUAUGUGCUAAGCCAACCCCAAAUAAUCUUGUAUACCCGAUACCUUAAUUAGACGUCAUGUUUUUUUUGUUUUUUUUGCAGAAGGCAUCAAUAGGCAGGUUUGAAAUAUGGACUAUAUAUUGGGCAGGGUAAAAAUAUGGACUGUAAAAACUAAUGAUUUGUAAAUUUAUGCAUCUCGCUAGACAUGGGUACAGUUUUUUUCCCUAUCAAAAUUUAGACUGUAACUCAAAGGUGCAGGAAAAGACUUUUAGGAAUUUUUUAAUUGCAGCUGCCAAAAAAAAAUAAAACAAAUAAAUAGUUAUACAUUUUAUUUGAGAAAUAGUAAUAUGGAUAAAACAUUGAAACUGAGUCUUUUAAAUACAUUUUAAUGUAUGUAUGCCAGCAGCAAUGUAAGCCUUAAAUGUCUUUUUUUUUUUUUUUUUGGCCAUACAAUUUUUUUAACUAUGAUCAGCCAUAACAUUACAACUCAAAAUAUUGUGCCCAGAAGCGAAUAGGUUCCGCUUGUGCCACCAGGGUGUUUCUGGUCCCUCAGGGUAUGACUCGACAUGACAUCUGGGAGAGCAGUGUGGUGUCUGGUACAGGACAUUAGCAGGAGAGCCUUUGAGUGCUCUCAGUUGCAGGGUAGGUCCAUGGCUUGGACUUGUAUGACUUGCAUGUCCCAUGGGUGCUCGAUCAAAUUGGGAUCUAGGGAAUUUGGAGGCUGGGACUGUGAUCUUGGGCUCUUUGUCUGCCCCCAUGCGUGGCAGGUAUUGAUGCACUCACGGUUUUAAUGCUUUUUAAUCAUGGCCAGCAAUGACUGUUUUCAUGGUUGUGCUGCAUUGGCUUUUCUGUGCGAUUGGACCAGACUGGCUAGCAUUUGUUGCCCACAGGCAUAGAUGAGCCUUGGGAGCCCAUGAUCUUGUCACCAGUUUACUGGUAUAUAAAUGAUCAUCAGUGUAAAUGACAUUGGAUGAUAUGACUGCAUAUUCAUUCCACUUCAAUAGAUGAUUGUAAUAGAUCAUUGUAGCCAACAGUGUUAAAAGAAAACUGAUUCAGCUAUUUGGACAUGACAUCAUCUCAUGCUGAAAAAAUUCCUGCAAUGAAAAAUGCCUUCCUGCAUCUCUGCUGUAACAUUUGUUUGCAGUAUUGACAUAUUUUAACAGAACUAGAUAAUAUCAGUAUAUUCUCAUAAAACAUAGCUACAAUGGCUGAGUUAUAACUUUUUUUUGACAAAUCAUUUUCGUUAAAAGUAAAAAAAAUAAAUAAAUAAAUAAUAAUAAUAAUAAUGAAUGGAUUUAUUAAAACUAUAAUUUUCUAACCUUUCCAAGUGUCUGAAUGUUCAUGUUUUCCUGUUUAAUGUUUUGAGGCUAGCUAUUAUAGUAAAUAAGUGUUCUGUAUACUACAUCAGAUUUUUUGCCUUUUACGGGGCAUCUCUUUGUGUAACUGAGAAGGUGAUUAGUAAAUGUUAUUACUAUUUUUUUUUUAAUAUAUAAUCUAAUGUUAGAAUUCAAUGGAGUGUUCUCAAUGUUUUGUCACAUUAGAAGGCAUAGAAAAAAGUGAAAAUCAGACAAGGCACAAGAUUUCAUGAUGCUUAUGCUUACCAACUCAUUGUUAUUUUAUGUAGGCAUUCUGUGAAUAUUUACUGGGAUUUUAGCAUAAACAUAGCAUUUUGGUCUCAUAAAUGACUGAGAAUACACAAGUAACACCAGUUUUUAUUUAAUAUACAUAUGACUGACAGACGUAAUUAUUUAAUUGUUUUAUUAAAAGCCAGCGCAUAGUAAUACUGCUCUGCUCUGUUGUUAUACAUGUUAACUUAAACUUGCAUGUUUAAGAUGUAUUUGGCUUAUAAACUUUUUGACCUUUUGAUUCUUUUUUUUUUUUGGCGGGCAUACAUAAAAAAAUACACAAAAUAAUGUUUGUGACUAAAUCUACAAAGUUAAUAAAAAAGAAAUAUAAAUGGAAUAAUUUUUUUAAAAACUACAUGAAAAGACAUUGUUUUAAAAUUUGCAUGACCUGCCAGAUUUGCAUGAAACCUGAAGCAUUGCAAAAGAUUAAUUUAUGCAAAAUAUGUAAAAAUCAUGUGAUUUUUCAAAGUGCUCUUCUGUUUAACUCUUCUUUGAUUAAAAGGUGGUUGGAACAUCA